UGUCAUGGGACCUUUAAAAACAGAUGGGUCUCCAUCCUGUAGCACAGUGCAGUGCUCAGAGUUUUAAGUUAAGUUGUAAAACAAUACAAACAUUUGCUAUCAUUUUAAUAGCCUGACAUUAAGCUAAAACUUCUUAAGUUAAACAAAACACAAAAACAAUGUCACUUUGUUGUUUUAUUUUUCUCACUAUUUAAAGGUUCAUACAACACCUUCAAUAUAUUUUCUGGAAUAACUGGGGAAAUAAAUGAACAUUACAAGUGAGUUUGAAUUAAGUCAACUUGGACUUAAUUGCAUUGAACUUAAAAAUAUGAAGUGUAAUAAUUGUGCAAAACGAUUGCACCUGUAAACUACUUAAAGGAGCAUUUCACCGGUGGAGAAAUGAAUAUGUAUUGGAAUUGGGUCCUAUAUGUAGUUGAGUAAUGAAAUAAAUGUCGAAUUUGGUGCCGUCUUGACCGAGAAAAGGCAGAAAGUGACUUUUUGUCGCUUGUGGAUUGAAGACAACAACUCCCACCAUGCACCCCGAUGCACAGCUUCGCAGGCCACUCCCACUGAUCUAGAUCUCUGCCUAUCAGAGACCUCGCGGUUCCGUCUACCAAGCUGAUACCGCAAGACAGCUGGAAAAUCAAUUCAAACCACAUUUCUAGUGAACACUUGUGAAGUCAUUAGCAAAUUACCCCUCGUUUGUACUUCGUUCUUGUGAAAUGGUGAACUUUUGCAUGGUGCUGGGAUGUUCAAGCAGGACAAGGAAAGGACAAGCAGUUAGUUCUCAUCGCCUACCAAUAAGAGAUUUGGAGCGUUGCAAACAGUGGCUACAGGCUAUCAAUCAUCCGAAUUUUGGAGAAGACACAGCCAUGGAAGGCAUAAAACUGAAGAAGGUUUGCAGCUUCCAUUUCAAGCCGGAAGAUUUCAAAUUAAAUGUCCUGGGAACGAAGAGAGCAGCUCUUUUGAACACCGCAAUUCCGUCAAUAUUUACAGUUCCAUAUGACGAUGAACAGCCCGGGAUGUCUACAACUAGCAGCGCUAAACGCAUGUGCCUGGAGACUCUAACAACGUCUGCUGCAGCUUUGUUCUCGUCGUCAGAAGAUGAGGAAGACCAGUCAGCGCCAAUGAAGAAUCCUCUCUCUGGCAGAGCACAGUUUUCACCAGGCCUCGAUACCAGUGCCAGUAGCCUUGAAGUUGGUGUAACCGACGAAAGCUAUCGGUCUGAAUCAACCCUCACCCCCACAUCGGCGUCGUCAUCAGAGGAUGAAGGUGUAAAGAACUGGCUUGAAAAGAAGAUUAUUAUCAAUGAAUCCAGCUUCAUGUCACUAUUCAAAUUUUGCCAGAUCUGUGGGAAACCGAUUUCAUCGAAGACCAUCUUUGAUUCUGGGGCACAGAGGAGGGUGAAAUGGAUGUGUCUUGGGGGCCAUUCUGGGACCUGGACAUCUUCACCUGACGUAAGAGGAAUGCCAGAGGUUAAUCUCCUUUCAGCUGCAGCUGUUCUGUUCAGGGGCGGCACAUACACGGAACUCUCAGACUGGUGCCAAACCAUGGGACUCCAAAUGAUUGGAACAACUACGUUUUAUAACAUUCAGAAGGCGUACUUGCACCCUGCUUUUGAGAACGUGUAUAGGGAGAAAAGAACAGAACUCUUGGCAAGAGUUUAUUUGGAACAGGAAGAUGGGAAGAGUCCACAUUUGGCAGGUGAUGGCCGAUGUGACUUGCCAGGCUUCAAUGCAAAAUACUGCCACUACACUUUUAUGUUGGACGACACAAAGGAGAUACUCCACACAGAACUGGUGCAGUGUACAGAGGCCACCAGCUCCGGAGCCAUGGAGCCACUGGGUUUUACGAGAGGAAUGACUGAAAUUCUGGACUUGGGCCUUGACGUGGAGGUGAUGGCCACGGACCGCUCCUCAUCAAUACAAAAAAUAAUUUGGGAACAGUAUCCUAGUGUCCAGCACGAAUUUGACAUCUGGCACACAGCCAAAGGUUUCAGGAAAAAGAUGCUGAAGAAGGGGGAAAAAAGUGGGCAAUGAAAUCCUUCUUUCAUGGACCAGGUCAGU
Molecule: messenger RNA, 2045 nt
Organism: Gadus morhua (Atlantic cod)
Lineage: Eukaryota; Metazoa; Chordata; Actinopteri; Gadiformes; Gadidae
Exons: 5
Coding region: 702-2018 (438 amino acids)
Source: RefSeq, a predicted model, not a curated record